GAUCACUUGCAUAGAAAAGUGCUUUUAUUUCGAAAAACCUUUUCCGUAUUGCGACUGGUACCAGGCAGCUUUAUUGUGCACUUGACGCGUGGGAGAGAAGCAGAAAGAGGGGGAGGGACAGGUUGACUGUGUCACAUUCACAACGGGGUCUCGGAAUCAAAUGUGCCUGGUUUAUUGUUGGUCAGAUUCAGCGGUAAAAGGGGGAUACGACUUGUGGAUCCGUGGAUCUGCUGCUCUGCGCCCCUGAACCUGAGACUCGAUCUUUACGCUGUAAGGUACUUUAACAUGGGACUAAAGUGACCAAAACCUCACAGACAUACUUGAGAUGGGCCACUGACCGUGCACCAAGUGGCAACUUAGCAGCUAUGUCCACCAUCAGAGCCAUGGCGGGACUCAAGCGCCAUCAUGAUGGAAAGAUAGCAGGCCUCUAUGACUUGGACAAGACACUGGGACGUGGCCAUUUUGCUGUGGUCAAAUUGGCCCGACAUGUGUUCACAGGAGAAAGGGUUGCAGUAAAAGUAAUAGAUAAGACCAAGCUUGAUCCAGUGGCACGGGGUCACCUUUUCCAGGAAGUCCGCUGCAUGAAGCUGGUUCAACAUCCCAAUGUAGUUCGCCUUUAUGAAGUCAUUGACACAGCAACCAAACUCUACCUCAUCCUAGAGCUGGGAGACGGAGGGGACAUGUAUGACUGCAUCAUGAAGCAUGAGGGAGGACUCAGUGAAGAGGUGGCUAAAUGUUACUUUGCCCAAAUUGUCCAUGCCAUUUCUUACUGCCACCAACUCCAUGUGGUGCACCGAGACCUAAAGCCAGAAAACGUGGUUUUCUUUGAAAAACAAGGCAUAGUGAAGCUCACUGACUUUGGCUUCAGCAAUCGAUUUCAGCCAGGCAAAACACUCAACACCUCAUGUGGUUCACUAGCUUACUCUGCGCCCGAAAUCUUACUGGGAGAUGAGUACGAUGCCCCUGCUGUCGAUAUUUGGAGUUUGGGAGUAAUCCUUUUCAUGCUGGUUUGUGGUCAGCCCCCGUUUCAAGAAGCUAAUGACAGUGAGACGUUAACUAUGAUCAUGGACUGUAAAUACAAUGUCCCGGCACAUAUCUCCGCUGCAUGCAGAGACCUCAUUGGUCGCAUGCUGCAGAGGGAUCCAAAGAAGCGGGCAACCCUUGCAGAGAUUGAAAGCCAUGACUGGCUGAAAGGUGUUGACCCCUCCCCUGCCACUAAGCUGUCCACCCCCCUGGUGUCCCAUCGCAAUGUAUCAGAAGAAGAACAUGGUUCCAUUAUUCAGAGGAUGGUGCUAGGAGGCAUCGCAGACCGAGACAACAUCACUGAGGCUUUGGAGUCAAAUCAGUACAACCACAUCACAGCUACAUAUUUCCUACUGGCAGAGAGGAUGCUCAGGGAGAGGCAGGAAAAGGAGGCGUUCAAUCAGACACGAUCACCCAGCCCCAGCAAAGCCCAGUUCAGACAAUCUUGGCCCACCAGAGUGGAUGUUCACCAGGAUGUCAGUGAUGGUUUAGGAGGCCCCCCUAUCUCGCACCCUGGGGGACCACAGUCUCCUGCACGUAGUGCAGAGAGCCUCCACAAAGGCCCUAGACCCAAAACCGCUCUACUGGAUGUUAGCCAGCACCAUGACAACCACACAUCAGCAACAAACCAGGAGGCUGCACGUGGACCUCGACCACUGGGCAAACCCCAGUCCAUCCCACAUCGCCUGGGCCCCCUGACUGCUGGAGGUCCCUGUAAACCUCGCAGUCCUAGUCUCUUCAGUGUGGAGGAGGAUGAAGAGGAAGAAGGUGGGGAAGGAAAAUGUCUACCACCUGCUUCACUUCCAACUCAAGUGGUGCUCCGCUGCAAAUCCUCCUCUUCUGGAAAUCGCCUGACCUCCAGAAUGAGUGCUCCUGUACUCAACCAGAUUCAUGAAGAGGACAGAGAGGAAGAGGAAGAUGAGGACUGUAAAGAACUGCUUGGACUGGGUGCACCGAAACCUAGCCUUAGCCUCAACUUGAACUCUAGAAUACAAUCACCGUCACAAAUAAUGCUGUCACCUAAAACUGUUAUUUCUAUGAGUCCUGGCUCAGAGACUAGUGAUGAUGAUUCAGGAGAUGCUCACAGAAAGCCAGUACGGGACAGCGUACGUGUGACAGAUGUGAGAACAGAGGACAAAGACAGAAGGGGGACAGGGCAAGGCAGUCCCUGCAGUCCUGGGUCAGGGCCUGGGCAGGCCAAAGCGAAAACAGCGAGCGGUCUGGUGGAGAGCCUGAAGCUUAUGAGCCUCUGUCUCAGCUCCCAGUUCCACAAUCUGACAGGUGGAGGAGGGGGCAGUGGGGGCGUCAGCAGUGACCCUCAGGACCGACCGGUAUGGAGAAUGUGCAUGGGUGGCUCCACUGGUAGUCUGGAUAAGGUUUCACUCUUAGGGGGUCCUUCACCUAGAGGGAACUCUUGCCAACAGCGUUCACAGCACCAGCCCACAAUGGGAGACACUUUUGCAGAUCCAUUGCUUGAUGGGCCAUGCUCUGGGACAUUGAGGUUGGGAGAGCUGGACUUGGCCAGAGAAAACCACAGGAACAUGAAGAACCGUGUGCUUCAGAUGCCCCUCAGUGACAAGACACUAUCUGUGAAUAUUCAUCGCAGCCCCAAAGAGGGACUGUUGUGCACCCCCACCCCUCACAGCUGCUGCCAAGUCAUCUAGGUUUACUGUGACCUACUGUACAGUUACAUGCCUCACCUAUUUUUUACUCCUGCACAUGCACAGCCAUUGCACGUGAUUACAUGCACUCGAUAUUCCUCUAUGACUUGCUAUUACUAGAUAAUAUUUCUAUGAGAAAAAAAAUAUGUAUUGAAAGUGUCUUAAGACAUGCUCAAAUGCAUGCAGGGCUAAACAACUAUACCAAUUAUGCGGCCAAAUUAACAGAACGCUAUGAGUACAUUUAGGGUAUCGUGGGCAUGUAAAUAUGUAAACUGUAUAAUUGGACAUCACCAUUUAUGUCAUCGUUGGUCAGUUAUUCCAGUACUUAUUACUGUUUACAACUGGCUGUGGCAGGAGGAGCUGCACACCCACCGUUGCAUGUGUUGCACAUUUAAAGAGUCUAUGAAACAGGCUAUGUGCCUCCAAUGUAUAAAAGCAUAAAGGUUUAUUUAAGGUCCUUUUGUUGAGAUGGGUAAAUAGAAACCACAAUGACACUUUCUGCUCAUGACUGCGCUCAAAGCGCUCGCACAAGUGUGUCUCACUAUGUACCAUGUACAGUCACUCAUGUUACAUACUAUAUGUUAUAUUAAUUAUAUUUUUAAUACCAUUCUUUUAAAUUAUUUUUGUGAUAAUUAUUUUAUUGUUUUUUGACUAAAUGAUUGCAAAAAGAAAUGAAAUGAAAAUCUGCUGAACUGCAGCACUUAUGUGGUGCUCCAUCACAGUUUUAUUUUUCUAUGUCAUAUACUAUAUGCUUGGAACGAAACGCACACUUAUUUGGCCCUUACUCUGUUUCCCUAUGGUGUUUGUACAUAUGUGAAUAUUCCCCCAGACAUAAUAAGCUGUACUUGUAUUGGCAGUAGAGUUGUCUUGCAGUAGAACCCAUGUAGAUCCAUAUGCCAUCAUUCAUUUGCUCUAUGAAGUAUUCUGAGAAUAGGUUUUUUAAACCUAUUUCUGUAUUUUGUGUAUUUCAUAGUGUGUUUGAAUAAUGGUAGCCACUGUAGCAUAUUCCAACACUAUAAGGUCUUAAAAUAUACCAUACCAUCACAGCUCCUUUAUGUAUUGAUCAGUGUAGCUGGAAUUGUGACCCACUCUUAGUGGAAUAUAUACUCUGACAGUGCAUGUGUUUUGCUGUAGCAACCUUAUUCUUCGCCAUCACCUGCUGUUAUCUCAGUAACGGGUUAAAACAGUCACUUUACUGUAGCCACCACCCAGCAAUACCAGCAACUGCAAACUGUACAAAUAAAAAUGGAUGUGCCAUAAGUUCUGUCCUUAGCAUAUUGUACUGUAUGUAUAUGAUAGAGAUCUAUUAAAUUAUUACAAUGCAAUCACUUUUUGAGUUAGUCUUGUCUGUAUAAUUUCAAGGUUAUGCACAAAACUGAAAUAUUUUAAAGAAAUUACCUUAUUUGGUGUGGUAUAUUUAUGUGAUCAUUAUGCUUUUGUUCACCACAUUUAAUACAAUUUGAUAGAAGUAAAGGACAUCAAGCCUAUAAAACAAGUGGCAGUAAUAAAGACAGUACAGCAUGUAUAAUGAUGUUUACAUCAUAACAUCAUGGAAUACACAUUCUCCCAUCAUGUUUGUUUUCCUGAAUGGUCUCCCAGCAUCAGAUGGAGCCUAUAAUCUCUUCCACAUCUGGACUACUGUUCUGUAUCAGGCAACUGGAGGGAAAUUAGAUCAGACCAGAUAAGCUUUGGGUCAGCAAUGAACUCGUGCAACCCCCCAGACAGCAGACAGGGAUGAUCAUGUGAUGUAGGGCUGCACAAUUUAAUUGACAUUGACAUUUUACUUGGUGCAGUUAACAAUCACAAUGUCAAAAAUUAUUUGAUUGA
Boleophthalmus pectinirostris (great blue-spotted mudskipper) is the source of this 4511-nucleotide messenger RNA. Its product is annotated as SNF-related serine/threonine-protein kinase-like. Lineage: Eukaryota; Metazoa; Chordata; Actinopteri; Gobiiformes; Gobiidae. Gene Ontology annotation, biological process: intracellular signal transduction; protein phosphorylation; microtubule cytoskeleton organization. The transcript is spliced from 8 exons. The record is from RefSeq and is a predicted model, not a curated record. Gene Ontology annotation, cellular component: cytoplasm. Gene Ontology annotation, molecular function: tau-protein kinase activity; protein serine/threonine kinase activity; ATP binding. Bases 366 to 2687 code for a protein of 773 amino acids.